Messenger RNA from Exophiala dermatitidis NIH/UT8656, 1730 nucleotides. RefSeq lists its product as uncharacterized. Bases 113 to 1723 code for a protein of 536 amino acids. The transcript is spliced from 5 exons. Lineage: Eukaryota; Fungi; Ascomycota; Eurotiomycetes; Chaetothyriales; Herpotrichiellaceae. The record is from RefSeq and is a predicted model, not a curated record.
GGCCGGGACGCCUGAUCUAAUGCUAUGACAGGGGUAUCAGCCCCCUCAACCCCAAUGUAACGCGUUCCGGACAUGCGCAAAUGGAACAUGUACAGCCUGACCAAGAGAUAUCAUGGAUGUGAAGCUUGCCGAUUGCUUCAUCGAGUCGGUGGCCGCUGCCAACAUGGCACAGCAGCUUCCUGACCUUACGGAGACGGAGUCGGAGAGAUUUCGAGAGGUGGAGGAAAAGCAGAAUAGCUUCCACAACUGGUUGAGGUCGAAGAAUCUGGCCCCAGAGGCAACAAGAGCAUUCGGCUGCAGAACCCAGGGCGACUUUGUACAGUUCUGGUCGGAAAUCAGUGGAAACGCCCAAUCGCGGUAUAAUGCAGACCAUAAAAAGGGAUGGCGCCUGUGGUCGAAGCGAUAUCAAAACUUCUCGGGCGGAGUCACUGCGUUCAUGAAGGAUAUAGAACCCGUGCUUGACAUGGUGAAAGCGUUUGGCGCUCCCUAUACCGGACUUGCAGUUGGGACGCUGACCGGACUGUUCGUGUUUGCAGGAAGGAAGAACUCUAUGGAAGGUCGCAUCUCCUCCGCACUAGAAGGGGUCAAAGACAGGCUGCCCGGCUUCCAGAUGUACGAGUACAUAUACAAGGCCGACAACGAUCUGGAGAAAGAUUUGAGGAAAAAGAUUUUGCUUGCCUACCUUGAAUUCAUUGAUCUGUCGAUUGAGAUCACGAGAUAUUACUUGCGGCCAGGAAUUUACCGCUGGAUGAUAGCAUCCUUCCAUUCAAACAAAUUCAAUGACAUGACGGAGACCGUCUUCGACCGUGUGAUGGCAAUCCGAUUGAGAUGCGAGGAGUUGCUGAACCGUAAUAUUGCCGCGAUAAAGCAACAGAAUGAAGAGCUCCAGCGAGAUAAUAACACCAGCCAUCUUAUUGAGAUACGGACUCUGUUGGGUCUCACCUCCUGGACGGCGGAAGCACAUCAGGAGGCGCUCAAAGAGUACAAGUUGCGGCUGAAUAGAGAGCGUGCUGAAGAGACUAAUUAUGAACAACUGUCUCUCGGCAGCAAGCUCCGACGCGACCCUGUGAUAGCUGAAUGGGAAACGAGCGGCCAGUCAAGACUGCUCCUUCUUGUUGGGGUGAACAAUGAAAACAUUGCGCAAGGUAAACGGUAUAAUUGGGUGUCAGGGUUUGCGCUGGAGCUAGCAGACAGCUUUGCAAGCGUUCCUACCAGUGCAGCGCCGGUUGCAGUCCAUGUCUUCGACCCAAUUGAUCGAUUGCAUCCGCAAUCCAUACACACCGCGUUACCAAUUGUGCUGCUCCAGCUGCUCAGGCACCGGCAAAGGGAACUCGGGGUCAAGUUCGCUGAACAUCGUGAGGCCAUAAUGGCUGCUGUGUACAAAUUUUCUGCGUUGGAGACAUCGGAGAACGAGGACGAUGAGGACGAGGACAAAGUCAACGCGCUGAAAGACCUUGCCGUAAAAGUGGUGAGUUUGUAUGAGAGGACAGCAACGGUGUAUAUUGUCAUGGACAGGGUGGACAUCUGUCGCGAUCAAGAUCAUUAUGAGCUGAUUCGCACCCUGGCCACAAUCAUGCAACAAGCACAAUGCGUGGUCAAGGUGCUCCUGGUGGCAGAUGCAUUGGGUUGGGAGGUGACCAUAAAAAGCUUGGGGUUGGCAAACACCUCGCAAUUGAGCGUCAAAGAGUUAAGACAGGGGAUGCUGUAUGAUGAAGGAUACUAGAAUCAAC